AUGGAGCAAGAUAAGCUAAGUGUAGUUGUCAAAAGACUGGGAAGUUGGUCCCAAAAGCUUUACCAAGAAAUUUCUUCUCCGCUGGAACGUCUUGAAGUAUCUGUUGAAGGACCCUAUGGACCUGCUUCAUCUCAUUUUCAAAGGUUAGUUUACCACCAGGAAAGAAGUCCUGUGUUUAGAAAACUGUACCACCUGGAAAGAAGUCCUGUGUUUAGAAAACUGUACCACCUGGAAAGAAGUCCUGUGUUUAGAAAACUGUCAUGA
Dovyalis caffra is the source of this 264-nucleotide messenger RNA. Lineage: Eukaryota; Viridiplantae; Streptophyta; Magnoliopsida; Malpighiales; Salicaceae. The record is from the annotation of a GenBank genome assembly.